GGUGCAGGGAGCCAGCGGACAAGUCUGUGUGUCUGCCUCACUCACCACCCUCACUCUGCACCAUGGGGAAGGACAGGCUGCCCAGUGGCCAGAGCAUCUUCCUCCUGUUCCUCUUGCUCCUCCCUGGAGACACCUCGCCCACCACCGAACCGCAGUACAUGGUGCUAGUGCCCUUUCUGAUCCACACCAACGGUCCUGAAAAGGUCUGUAUCCAGCUGACCCACCUGAACGAGUCUGUGACGCUGAGCGUCACGCUGGAAUACGCAGGGGAGAACAGGAGCUUGAUCGCAGACGUGGUGUCGGAGAAGGACGUGUUCAAGUGCAUCCCGUUCACAGUUCCCAAAUCUAACAGCUCAUCAGCAGCGUUUCUCACGGUGCUGGUGAAGGGGCCAUCGCUGGAGUUCAGGAGCCGGAAAUCGGUGCUGGUCAAGAACUCAAAGAGCCUGGUCUUUGUCCAGACAGACAAACCCAUCUACAAACCGGGACAAACAGUCCUGUUUCGAGUUGUCUAUCUGGAUGAAAACUUCCAUCCUCUGAAUAGGUUGGUUCCACUGGCCUAUAUCGAGGACCCACAGAAGAACCGUGUGUAUCAGUGGCAAGAAGUUGAAUUAAAAGGGGGCUUCACCCAGCUCUCCUUCCCCCUCACCUCCGAGCCCAUCCAAGGGACCUACAAAGUGGUGGUGCAGAAGAGCUCUGGGGACAAGGUGCAACACCCCUUUACUGUGGAGGAAUAUGUGCUGCCCAAAUUUGAAGUGCUGGUGAAGCUGCCCAAGAUGAUCAGCAUCCUGGAGGAGAAGUUGAAGGUGACAGUCUGUGGUCUAUACACCUUUGGAAAGCCAGUCCCUGGCCUUGUGAACGUCCGUGUAUGCCGGAAAUAUAACCACCCAGGCACCUCCUGUUAUGGCGAGGAUGCAAAGGCAGUGUGUGAGGAGUUCUCUGGACAGGCAGACAGCCACGGCUGCAUUUCUGAAGUGGUAAAGACCAAGAUAUUCCAGCUCAGGAGAGCUGGGUACGAGGAUAAAAUCCAAGUGGAAGCCAAGAUUAAAGAGGAGGAGACAGGGGUGGAGUUAACUGGGACUGGCUCCUGCAAACUCACAUCCACCAUUAGCAAAGUCACCUUUGAGAAAGUGGACUCCCAUUACAAACCUGGGAUCCCCUUCUUUGGGCAGGUGAAGCUGGUGGAUGGGACCGAUGCGCCAAUCGCCAAUGAAACAGUCCAUAUUUCCGUGGAAGAGAGCGGCUAUCAAGUCAACUACACAACAGAUGAUCAGGGGCGAGCACGGUUUGCCCUGGACACAUCUAAGUUCAAGUUCGCCUCCAUUGGGCUCAGAGCAACUCAUAAAACAGGCGCCUACUGUUACGACCGUUCCUGGACCAGUCCUUCAUACGAAUUGGGCUAUUUCAGAGCAAAGCGGUUUUACUCUUCGAGUAACAGCUUUCUCAAAAUAGAGCCUGUGUCAGAGACGCUAAGCUGUGGCCACACUCAGGAAGUCCGGGUGCACUAUAUCCUGAAGCCAGAGGCCGUGGGGGAGCAGAAGGAAAUCGUCUUUUACUAUUUGGUGAUGGCCAAAGGAGGCAUUGUGCGAGCAGGGACCCAGGCUCUGGCUGUGGAGCAUGGUGAUGUUAAUGGGACCUUCUCACUGAUGCUCCCCGUGGAGUCUGAUAUUGCUCCCCUGGCACAGAUGCUCAUAUACACCAUUUCACCCAAUCAGGAGCCUAUUGCUGAUUCAGUCAAAUUCCAGGUCGAAAAUUGCUUUGCCAAUAAGGUUGACUUGCAUUUCUCACCGGCCGAGGGCCUCCCCGCCUCCGACACUCGCCUCUGGGUCGGGGCCUCCCCAGGCUCCUUGUGCGCUGUCCGUGCUGUGGACAAGAGCGUCCUCCUCAUGAAGCCUGAAGCCGAGCUCUCUCCCAGCUCUGUGUAUAACCUGCUACCCGUGAAGGAACUUCAGGGGUAUCAUCAUGGCGCAGACAUGCUGCCGAUGGAUCCCCAGGAGGAGUGCAUUGCCGCAGAGAAGAUAAUUGUGAAUGGAGUCACCUAUGCUCCAGUGUCGGAGCCAGAUGAAGAGGACACUUAUAGCAUCUUAAAG
Messenger RNA from Trachemys scripta elegans, 2087 nucleotides. Its product is annotated as alpha-2-macroglobulin-like. The record is from RefSeq and is a predicted model, not a curated record. Gene Ontology annotation, molecular function: endopeptidase inhibitor activity. NCBI's taxonomy places the organism in Eukaryota, Metazoa, Chordata, Testudines, Emydidae.